AUGGAGCAAUUGGAGCCCAACGCUCUCAUGGCCAUUGAGGAAUAUCAUGACGGUUCAUCAGAGAUCAUUCAGCCAGUCCAGUUGGCGAAAACCAAACAGAAAUUGCUGAUAACAACGAUCCAGAACCAUGCUGUAUUAACAAGAAGAAAAAAAACAAAUUUAACUGAUGAGCAACGAAGAGCAGUUAACGAAUUCUUGCCAACAAAACAAAAAGAUCCAGAGCCAUCUUCCAAGCUUGUGAAAGGCCCUUUAAGCGUUGCAGCAAUGAGAUUCGGUGUAACAGCAGACACUGUUCGUGCAAUCUGGAAGCGUGCACAACAGUCCCUCGCUGAUGGCAACAUUUCAGCCGAUCUUGGAUCGUUCAAAUGUGGACGUAAUAUUCGGUCACUUGCUGCCAAAUUGAGCAUGUCGCGCGCCACUGUUCAUCGUCGCCUAAAAGAAGGUCUGAUUGUACCGCAUUCCAAUGCACUCAAGCCACAACUGAAUGAAAACAAUAUGAUCAAAAGAGUCAAAUUUUGCCUUUCAAUGUUAGAUCCUGUGCAGUCGCCGCUCUUUCAAGAUAUGAUGAACACGGUUCACACUGACGAGAAGUGGUUUUACAUCACGAAGACGAACGCGGAACAUUAUCUUGCUCCCGGGGAGCAAGCCCCACAUCGAAUCUGCCAUUGUUAG
Messenger RNA from Plasmopara halstedii, 672 nucleotides. RefSeq names its product Transposase, Tc1-like. The coding region runs from base 1 to 672 and encodes 223 amino acids. Lineage: Eukaryota; Oomycota; Peronosporomycetes; Peronosporales; Peronosporaceae. The transcript is spliced from 2 exons. The record is from RefSeq and is a predicted model, not a curated record. Gene Ontology annotation, molecular function: nucleic acid binding.